This is a messenger RNA of Carassius gibelio (silver crucian carp), 2734 nucleotides long. RefSeq names its product uridine-cytidine kinase-like 1. The transcript is spliced from 15 exons. Gene Ontology annotation, cellular component: cytoplasm. Lineage: Eukaryota; Metazoa; Chordata; Actinopteri; Cypriniformes; Cyprinidae. Gene Ontology annotation, molecular function: kinase activity; ATP binding. The record is from RefSeq and is a predicted model, not a curated record. Bases 444 to 2033 code for a protein of 529 amino acids.
CUAUAAUUUCUCCUUUUGUUUUCCAAAAGGAAAAAGAAGUGCAUAGAUAAACUGAAGACUGUCAUUUUGGUGAACUAUUUCUUUAAGAGAGACUCUUAUGAACUAUACUCUACAGUGGUUUGUUUUGCUCUGAAAAUGCAAGGGCAGGGUCCACCAUUUAUCGUCUUAUCUGUUAUCACGCUUUCAUAUUGUAGCAGGGCAGAUUAUCUAGAAAGUUAAGGUGAUCUCUAUUCUCACAAACAGAAACUCAGGCACACGAUUGCUUUAAUUCUAGUUUUACCAGUUGUACCUUAGUUGCACAGGUCCAAGGUGUAGGCGUUCAGGUUUAACCAUGUUAUGUUAACAUGUUUAGGGAUUACACAGUCAUGCAUCGCUUGAUCUGGCUGGCUAAUUAAACGUAUAGAUGAUUAGUUUGGAGUAGGCUGUUUGAUUUCUUCUUCUUAAUGGACAAGCACACAUCUUCUGUGGACAUCUGGCUUUCUCGUCUGUUUUAUGGCGGUGGGGAAGGCUCUCUGGACAGGCUCCUCCCAUCCGUCAGCACCAGCCUGUCUCCACGCAAGCGGACCACCAGCCAGUGCAAAUCAGAGCCUCCGCUGCUGCGGACCAGUAAGAGGACCAUCUACACCGCCGGACGCCCACCCUGGUACAAUGAACACGGCACCCAGUCCAAAGAUGCUUUUGUUAUCGGGCUUUGUGGAGGCAGUGCCUCAGGCAAAACAACAGUUGCUCGUAAAAUUAUCGAGGCCUUGGAUGUUCCUUGGGUGGUUCUUCUGUCAAUGGAUUCCUUCUACAAGGUUCUGACGGCCGAACAGCAGCUGCUCGCUGCUAAUAACGAUUACAACUUUGACCAUCCAGACGCCUUUGAUUUCAUCCUGCUGGUGCACACUCUCCGCAAACUCAAGCAGGGCAAGAGCGUGAAGAUCCCGGUGUAUGACUUCACCACACACGGACGGCAGAAAGUAUGGAAAACGGUGUAUGGGGCGAGCGUCAUCAUAUUUGAGGGCAUCAUGUCCUUUGCAGAUAAAGAGCUGCUGAAGCUGCUGGACAUGAAGAUCUUCGUGGACACCGAUUCUGACAUCCGGCUGGUACGGAGGCUCAGGAGGGACAUCACCGAGCGCGGCCGGGACAUCGAUGGAGUGAUCAAACAGUACAACAAGUUUGUGAAGCCAGCCUUUGAGCAGUACAUCGAGCCCACCAUGAGACUGGCAGAUAUCGUGGUGCCUCGGGGUGGCGGCAACAUGGUGGCCAUUGAUCUUAUAGUGCAGCACGUCCACAGUCAGCUGGAGGAGAGAAAGCUCCGCUGGGAUAUGGCGGCCCUGGCAUCUGCCCAUCAGGCCCAGCCCCUUCCACAGACCCUCAGUGUUCUGGAGAGUACUCCGCAGGUCCGGGGCAUGCACACCAUCAUCAGAAAUAAAGAGACCAGUCGAGACGAGUUCAUCUUCUACUCUAAGAGGUUAAUGCGUCUCCUCAUCGAGAGAGCGCUGUCCUUCCUUCCAUCUCAGGUUCACAUUGUUCAGACCCCACAGGGAGAAGAUUACGAGGGCCGGACCUUUCAUGGGAAGAGGAUUACGGGCGUGUCGAUUCUCAGGGCGGGAGAGACCAUGGAGCCCGCGCUUAGAGCUGUGUGCAAAGACGUCCGCAUCGGCAAAAUCCUCAUCCAGACCAAUCAGGACACAGGAGAGCCGGAGUUGCACUAUUUGCGUCUGCCCAAAGACAUCAGCGAGGAUCACGUGAUUCUGAUGGACUGCACCGUGUCCACCGGAGCGGCAGCCAUGAUGGCCAUCAGAGUGUUACUCGAUCAUGAUGUUCCGGAAGAUAAGAUCUUGCUGGUGUCUCUGCUGAUGGCUGAGAUGGGUGUCCAUUCUGUGGCCUACGCCUUCCCUCAGGUCAAAAUCAUCACCACCGCCGUCGACAAGAAGGUCAACGACCUGUUCCACAUCAUCCCCGGCAUAGGAAAUUUUGGGGAUCGUUAUUUUGGCACGGAUGCGCCUCCAGACUGGAGCGAUGAUGACAUGGAUGAGCCCAGCUGCUGAUCAUCAUCUCACGCCGGAUAUUUGUACAUUAUAAAAUAUUUUUAUACUUUUUGGCACUCCCCAAACUGAAAUGUUUCCUGUGCAGUUUUUAUUUGUGAAGGUUUAUUGAGGUGUUUUUUUAUGCGAGUUAUUUAAUAAUAUUUACUGUCUUCUAAGGUGUGUUAUGUUUGAUCUUGAAGCACAUGUAGUUGAUUUAUCGCCUUGCGUGUCUGCCGUCUCUUUUGGAAUCUGAUGUGUAGUAUUUUUGGCACGCGUGUGUGUGCUUUGUCAUGGCAAACAGCGUGUCAUUUUUAUUAUCGUACUCGGUUUCAUGCAGCAGUCGAGCUUUCAGAGGGUAAAGUAAGACUCAAAGCGCUGUCUUGCUACACUUAGACAGUGAAUUUCUUUGAAGGACCACUUCGUCGGAAAAAAUGUGUGGGCGCUGCAUAGUUUUAAUCUUUGUUUUCUCUCUCGCUUUACCUGCAGACGGCUGCUGACCAAACCACACGCUGUAAACAAUUACACUUUCACAACUGAGCAAUGCAUAACAGGGUUUUUUUUUUACUAUUUUCGGAUGAUGUUGCGCUGAAUUGAAGGGUUUAUCUGUUUAUCAAACAUAAACAUGAAGGAGCAGCUCCGGUUCAAUUGUAGAUAGGAUCUGUAUUAUAGAUCAUCUGUAAUCAGCAGCCAUUCAUUUUUAGGAAAAAUGACACAUUCUGCGA